Messenger RNA from Nasonia vitripennis (jewel wasp), 2592 nucleotides. RefSeq lists its product as uncharacterized. Gene Ontology annotation, biological process: DNA replication. The transcript is spliced from 2 exons. Lineage: Eukaryota; Metazoa; Arthropoda; Insecta; Hymenoptera; Pteromalidae. Bases 134 to 964 code for a protein of 276 amino acids. The record is from RefSeq and is a predicted model, not a curated record. Gene Ontology annotation, molecular function: DNA binding; DNA-directed DNA polymerase activity; nucleotide binding.
AUUUAGUUUCAGAGGUGCAGCUCACAAUUCAUGCAAUUUAAAUUACAAGGAUUCGAGGUUUGUGCCGGUUAUCUUUCAUAACCUCAAUUAUGACACACACUUCAUUUUGAAAGAGAUUGCUUCUUCUACAAUAAUGAAUGGACGAGUAUCUCUGAUACCUCACAACAAAGAAAAAUAUAUUUCAUUUACGAUGUAUAUAGAUGACUGUGACAUCAGUUUUAGAUUUAUAGAUUCAUGGCGUUUUUUACCAUCAUCGUUGGAAAAGCUUGCAUCAUAUUUGGAAACCGUGCCGAUAGCAGUAAAUGAGUUUAAAAAUGAUGGAUUUACAGAUGAAAAAAUCAAUCUUCUUAGACGAAAAGGUAAAUUUCCAUAUGAUCUCGUAGAUGGAUUGGACAAGUUGAUGACUACAAAACUGCCAGAGAAGAAUGAGUUUUACAAUAAACUAACAGAUUCUCAUAUUAUUGACGAAGACUAUCACCAUGCUGUUACAGUAUGGAAUAUGUUUACUAUAAAAACUUUGGUUGAAUAUUCAGAUUUGUACUUGAAAACAGAUGUUUUAUUAUUAGCUGACGUAUUCGAAAGUUUUCGAGAGACAUCUCUGAAAGCGUAUAGUUUAUGUCCUGCACACUUUUACACGACUCCAGGUCUCACAUUUUCAGCAGCUCUAAAAAUGACAAAAGUGGAAUUGGAGCUUCUUACAGAUAUAGAUAUGCUGAUGUUUAUUGAAGCAGGCAUUCGAGGAGGAAUAAGUCAAUGUUGCAAUCGGUAUGCUAAGGCGAACAAUCCGUACAUGGGACCAUCAUACGAUAAGAAUCAGAAAACGAAGACACUCUUAUAUUUUGAUAUUAAUAAUCUUUAUGGAUGGGCUAUGGUGCAGUAUUUACCAGUGGGAAAAUUCAAAUGGAUCGAAUUCAAAUUUUUUCAAUGCACCACCAGACUGAUACAGGCUACUUUGCUGAAGUAGAUUUAGAGUAUCCUGAAGAAAUACAUGAUGAUCAUCAAGAUUUGCCUUUUUGUGAAGAACAUCGUACACCCCCUGGCUCAAAGCAAAAGAAACUGUUGACUACUUUGAACGAUAAGAAAAGGUAUGUCAUUCAUUAUCUUGCGUUAAAACAGGUAUUAGAUAAUGGACUUCGACUAAAAAAAGUGCAUAGGAUUCUGAGUUUUGAGCAGAAGCCUUGGCUCAAACCAUAUGUUGAAUUUAAUACAGAGAAGAGAAAGCAGGCCAAGAAUGAGUUUGAAAAGCUUUUCUACAAGUUAUUAAUUAAUGCAGUAUAUGGUAAGUGCAUCGAGCGAGAACGAUCUCGCGUUGAUGUGCGAUUAGUGAAUAAAUUUACAGGUCGAUAUGGAGCAGAAGCACGUAUAGCUCAACCAAAUUUUCAUAGUUGUGCUAUCUUUGAUGAAAAUUUGGUUGCUAUACAGCUAAAGAGAACAAGUAUUACCAUUAAAAAACCAAUAUACGUUGGAUUACAAAGAGAACAAUCAAUUUGGAUUCCCGCGUGUCAAUAAAAAAGUGCCUGGAUUAAUGAAAGAUGAAUGCUGUGGCAAGAUUAUGACGGAAUUUAUUGGUUUACGUAGCAAAAUGUAUAGUAUUUUGAUAGAUGGAUCUGAGACUGUGAAAAAAGCCAAAGGCAUAAAAUCGAGUGUUGUGAAGAAAACAAUCACGUUCGAAGAUUAUCGAAAAUGUCUUGAAGAACAAAUUAUUGUUAAACGUGAGCAGUGCAACAUUCGCUCUAAAUUGCAUGUAAUGCAUACUGAAAAACAGAAUAAAAUAGCACUAAGUCCGCAUGAUGAUAAAAGAUACUUAUUACCUCAUAGCACAGACACUUUGCCUUGGGGUUAUUACCGAAUUAUUGAGGAACAGAUGGCGCUGGCUGUAAUUCAAAUGGAGGGGGAUGAAAAAAUGGCUGACACAAGAGAAGAAAGAGUGGGGUAGAUGGAAGUGGAGAAGGGAUAUGAAGCGACCAAUACUGAAGAAGAAAGCGAGAGAGCAAUGGAGAGGGGGAACGAAGUGACCAAUGAAAACAGUGCAGCACGAGUGGUGGUGACACUUUAUGGCGAUACAGGCGAACAAAUCAUUAUCGAAUACGAUGUUUGUGAGGAGCUAAUGCACGAAUGGAAUCCAUCGAUGGAGGGGGCAUCUUCCGAUAGAAGGGAAAUUAUACAAGAGGCGAUGGAAGGGGCAGACAUCAUGGCGGGGAAUGGGCUAUAUCAACCGACGCAGCACGGUGAAGAGCACAUUCGAGCAGUCGAGCUUGAAAAUGACCUGCCUUUAGGGAAGAAACCAAGACUCACUUAACAUUUCCAAAAUGGAUCUAUCUGCACUUAACAAAAUUGCUGAGCGCGGGUCUUGCCCAAGAAGAAAGCCACGGGCUUAGAAAAAGAUCAUGCAUACAUGGUGACUGCCCUCAAGGAAGUAAAGACGAGAUUCGGCAUGAAGAUCGUGUCCGAGAUCGAUGACAGCUUUCAAAUAUUUCUUCCAGAAAAGAUCUCAUCAGCAAUCUUGAAAGAUCAAGAACUUUUCAAUAAUCUCUCUAACACAGCAAAUAAACUUAGUUUAUUUAUAACAUAUCAGGGUGGAUCUUCUUUUAA